AUGGUCGAAUCCACCAACACUCAUAAUCCGGCACACGCUGACGCUGUGGAUGAAGCUCCUAUCAAAGAAAGUGAAUCUGCCACAAACGUUCAAAUCCCAUCUGAACCUCACACUACCUCUGCUGAAUCCAAUGGUAAUGGCUCUGCUGGUGCUGGUGGUCUAGAGCCUCCAACUGAUGAAGCUCCAAAUUUAAAAUCAAAUGGUCCAACUGUCACCACAACUCCUGAAAUCAAAAUCAUUAGAAGAAAAUUGAAUGGUUAUGUUGGUUUUGCAAAUUUACCAAAGCAAUGGCAUAGAAAAUCUAUUAGAAGAGGCUUCAAUUUGAAUCUUUUAAGUGUUGGUGAAUCUGGUUUGGGUAAAUCAACUUUAAUCAAUACAUUGUUUAAUAAAGAAUUAUAUCAACCAAAAGAACCAAGAGAUCCAGCUGUGGAGAGACCAACAGGUGUUUCCAUUGAUACAAUUAGUUCAGAGAUUGAAGAAAAUGGUGUUAAAUUGAACUUGACAGUGAUAGAUACUCCAGGUUUUGGUGAUCAAGUUAAUAACACUGAUUCAUGGCAACCAAUUGUUGAUGAAAUUAAUUCAAGAUUCGAUUCUUAUUUGGAAUUUGAAAACAAGAUAAAUAGAACAACAGUUGCUGAUACAAGAAUCCAUGCUUGUUUGUAUUUCAUUGAACCAACUGGACAUUCAUUAAAACCUUUAGAUAUUGAAUUUUUAAAACAAGUACACAAGAAAGUUAACGUCAUACCAGUUGUUGCCAAAUCAGACACUUUAACUGAAGAAGAAAUUUUAGAAUUCAAACAAAGAGUCUUGGAUGAUAUUAAAACUCAAGGUAUUGAAAUCUUUGAACCAAAAAUUUAUGAAAAUGAUGAUGAAGAAACUAUUUUAGCCACAAAGGAAAUUUUAUCAAAAGUUCCAUUUGCAAUUGUUGGUUCCACAACAGAAAUCCAAACUGCUGAUGGUAGAACUGUUAGAGGUCGUCAAUAUCCAUGGGGUGUUAUUGAAGUUGAUAAUGAAGACCAUAAUGAUUUUGUUAGAUUACGUCAACUUUUGAUUAGAAACUUUUUGGAAGAAUUGAGAGAAAAGACAGCAAAUGUUUUAUAUGAAGCUUAUAGAAGUGAAAAAUUAGAGAAAUUAGGUAUUCCACAAGAUCAUAGUGUAUUCAGAGAAUUUGAUCCAUCUAUUAAACAACAAGAAGAGAAAGCAUUACAUGAAGCUAAAUUGGCCAAAUUAGAAGCUGAAAUGAAGCAAAUAUUCCAACAAAAAGUUAGUGAAAAAGAAAAGAAAUUACAAAAAUCUGAAGCUGAAUUAUUUUCAAGACAUAAAGAAGUUAAAGAAAAACUUUUGAAACAAAUCAAGUCAUUAGAAGAAAAGAAAAAACAAUUAGAAAACGCACGUCUGAAUGCAUAUGAACCAGCUCCAGCUCCAGCUCCAAAGGCUAAAAAAGGUUUCUUACGUUAG
Molecule: messenger RNA, 1458 nt
Organism: Hansenula anomala
Lineage: Eukaryota; Fungi; Ascomycota; Saccharomycetes; Phaffomycetales; Wickerhamomycetaceae
Gene: CDC3
Product: septin CDC3
Exons: 1
Coding region: 1-1458 (485 amino acids)
Biological process (GO): cytoskeleton-dependent cytokinesis
Cellular component (GO): microtubule cytoskeleton; septin complex; cytosol
Molecular function (GO): GTP binding; molecular adaptor activity; GTPase activity
Source: RefSeq, a predicted model, not a curated record